GCGUCGCGGCGCGGCGCUUGCUGGGGGCCCGGCUUUCGCCCGCUGCUGCCGCCGCCGCCGCGGGCCGCGGCUGCUCUCCCAAGAUGGCGGCUCCUCCGGGCGAGUAUUUCAGCGUUGGGAGCCAGGUGUCGUGCCGGACGUGCCAGGAGCAGCGGCUGCAGGGCGAGGUGGUAGCCUUCGACUACCAGUCCAAAAUGCUGGCUCUGAAAUGUCCCUCUUCCAGUGGAAAGCCCAACCACGCAGACAUCUUGCUUAUAAACUUACAGUAUGUUUCAGAAGUGGAAAUAAUUAAUGAUCGAACAGAAACCCCUCCUCCCCUAGCUUCGCUCAAUGUUAGUAAGCUUGCCAGCAAAGCACGGACGGAGAAGGAGGAGAAGCUGAGCCAGGCCUAUGCAAUCAGCGCUGGCGUCUCCCUGGAGGGCCAGCAGCUCUUCCAGACCAUUCACAAGACCAUUAAAGACUGUAAAUGGCAAGAAAAAAACAUCGUAGUCAUGGAAGAAGUUGUUAUUACACCCCCAUAUCAAGUGGAAAAUUGUAAAGGCAAAGAGGGGAGUGCACUGAGCCAUGUACGAAAAAUAGUUGAAAAACAUUUUAGAGAUGUGGAAAGCCAAAAGAUACUGCAGCGUUCACAAGCCCAACAACCACAGAAGGAGGCUGCCCUGUCAUCCUGAGUCCACAGACAUGGAGGACUCUUCCAGCAUUCAGCCACAGAGAUGGUGGUGGUGGCUUCAGCGGAGGCAGGCCGGGGGAGGGAAGGGAUCCUAUAUUUCCUGCUGACUCUUACUAAAGAGUCAGUGUUUCAGAAAACCUAGACUUGAACAAACACCCAACAAAAAAAGAACAAGAGAAUAAUUUAAAA
Arvicola amphibius (Eurasian water vole) is the source of this 859-nucleotide messenger RNA. It is a transcript of the gene Lsm12, whose product is annotated as LSM12 homolog. NCBI's taxonomy places the organism in Eukaryota, Metazoa, Chordata, Mammalia, Rodentia, Cricetidae. The record is from RefSeq and is a predicted model, not a curated record. The transcript has 5 exons. Gene Ontology annotation, molecular function: RNA binding. The coding region runs from base 84 to 671 and encodes 195 amino acids.